AUGGCGCCGAAGCAAGCGACGCUCGGCAAGUUUUUCGGCGGCCAGAAUGCCCAGAAAGCUGAGGCCCAGCAGGCGAAGCUGAAGUUCUCAUCCAAGGUAGGCACGAAAGAGGAGAAAGAGAACCUGUCAGCUGCACCAGGAGCCUCCAAGUCCCAUCCUAUCGACCUUAAGAAGGAGGAUGAUGACGAUGUGGAGAUGAAGAAUGCCAAGGUUGAAGAGUCUGAGAACGAUGCACCGUCGGUCAAUAAGGAAGCUUCGCCACGAAGCUCCUCCAAGAAGCGCUCUGCCUCUGCAGAAGCUGAUCCCGAUGAUGAAGAUGAAGAACCGCCUACUAAGAAAGCCCGCAAGCCCGCGACAAACGGAAGCAACAGUGACGAUGAACUUGCCGAAAACCCAACCAAGAAAGUCCGAGCUCCUGCUCCCGUAGAGCCGUCCGAGAACCAAGGUCGAAAGUCAAAUUCGAAGAGGACCGCAGUCCCUAACGAAGACGAUGAAGAGCCUGUCAAGAAGACUUUGUCCACAAAGAAAUCGUCAGAAGCCAAGUCUAUCGCCCAAGAGCAGGACGUAGAAGAAGAAGAAAAUGACAAAAACGAACCCAGUGAUUCAGAAGCUGAAUCAGAAGACUCAGAGCAGGAAGAUGAGAUCAAGCCGAAACAAGCAGCAAAAGCUCGCGAAAAGGUCCAGAGUACUCUUAAAGCCACGAGCAAGGACGCAUACCCCGAUUGGAAAGCGGGAGACCCGGUACCUUAUGCUGCAUUAUGCACCACUUUUUCCAAGAUUGAGCUCACUACGAAGCGUCUCGAGAUUCUGGCUUUAUGCUCAGCUUUCCUUCGACAGGUUGCGCGACUGACACCACAGGAUUUGCUUCCCACUGUUCUCCUGAUGAAUGGAAAAUUAGCAGCAGACUACUCCGGCAUCGAACUCGGAAUUGGUGAGUCUCUCAUCAUGAAGGCCAUUGGCGAGAGUACUGGACGAAGUCUGAAGAUCAUCAAGGAGGAUCAACAAAAGAUAGGAGAUCUUGGUUUGGUUGCUGCAAAGAGCCGGCAGAAUCAACCCACCAUGUUCAAGCCCAAGCCUCUUACCGUCCGCGGCGUUCAUGAAGGUCUGAUGAAGAUCGCCACCGUCGAAGGCCAAGGCUCUCAAGGCCGAAAAGUGGACGGAAUCAAGAAGCUGCUAUCGUCUGCAGACGUGAAUCUUCCUAAAGGCCAAAAUGUGGAUAUCAACAAGGACAAAGGUGGACCAAGUGAGUCAAAAUUCAUCAUCCGUGCCCUCGAAGGCAAGAUGCGACUUGGAUUAGCCGAUAAGAGUCUGCAGGCAGCGCUCUCGCACGCCAUGGUGGCUCAUGCUGUCUCUGAAGACGGCAAGAAAGUUCCCACUGAGGCGGAUCUGAAGAAAGGUGAAGAAAUUUUCAAAGCAGUUUACAACGAAUUGCCGGCCUACGAGGUGAUAGUACCAGCCUUGUUAGAGCAUGGUAUAUGGAAACUUCGCGGCGCUCUAAAGCUCCGGCCUGGAGUCCCUCUAAAGCCCAUGCUUGCCAAGCCAACAAAGUCCAUCGGCGAAGUACUUGAUCGAUUUGAAGGAAGAGACUUCACUUGCGAGUAUAAAUACGAUGGAGAGCGUGCCCAGAUUCAUUACGUUGCUCACGAUGCGGACGAGGAAUUCGCAGCCACUGUCGCACCAAAAGAAGGCAAGACCGACCGGGGUGUCUCGAACAUCUUCUCGCGAAAUAGCGAGGAUCUGAGCAAGAAGUAUCCCGACAUUCUGGCAAGAUUGCCUUCAUGGGUCAAAAAGGGCACCAAGUCCUUUGUGCUCGAUUGCGAGACCGUGGCUUGGGAUGUGGAGAAGAAGCAUGUCCUGCCCUUCCAACAGCUCAUGACGCGAAAGAAAAAGGACGUCAAAGCCGAGGACAUCAAAGUCAAGGUCUGCGUGUUUGCUUUCGACAUCCUCUACCUCGAUGGCGAGGCGCUAGUUAACAAGCCUUUCCGCGAGCGCAGAGAGGCCAUGUACGGCGCUUUCGAAGAAGUGGAAGGCGAAUUUGCCUUCGCCAAAUUUGGAAACUCACGAGAGAUUGAAGAGAUCCAGACUCUGCUUGACGAAUCCAUUGCCGCGUCGUGCGAAGGACUCAUGGUUAAAAUGCUCGACGGUGUAGAAUCGCAUUACGAGCCUUCCCGUCGCUCCCAGAAUUGGCUGAAAGUGAAAAAGGACUACCUCUCUGGUGCCGGCGAUUCUCUCGAUCUGGUGGUGCUUGGUGCAUACUACGGAAAAGGCAAGCGCACGAAUUGGUAUGGUGCUUUCCAUCUGGCGUGCUAUAACUCCAGCACCGAGCAAUACGAAACGGUCUGCAACAUUGGCACUGGAUUCAGUGAAGCAGUGCUGGCCGAACUUCAUGAGACAUUGUCGCCGCUUGUGAUCGACCGCGCCAAGCCUUUCUACGAUCAUUCCACAGGCAAGAACGACCAGCCCGAUGUCUGGUUCGAGCCAAAAUACGUGUGGGAGGUAAAGACGGCGGAUCUGACAUUGUCUCCCCGAUAUCGUGCUGCGAGCAGUGAGUUCGGCAGUGAUGGUGUGCAUAAGGGUGUGUCGCUCAGAUUCCCACGUUUCAUCCGUGUGAGGGAUGAUAAGAAGCCCGAGGAGGCUACUACCAGUAGGCAGGUGGCAGAAAUGUACAGGAAGCAAGAGAGUGUGGGCAAGGAUAAGAAAGCUGGUGUGGAUGAUGAUUUCGAAUACUGA
Molecule: messenger RNA, 2730 nt
Organism: Pseudocercospora fijiensis CIRAD86
Lineage: Eukaryota; Fungi; Ascomycota; Dothideomycetes; Mycosphaerellales; Mycosphaerellaceae
Exons: 3
Coding region: 1-2730 (909 amino acids)
Biological process (GO): DNA biosynthetic process; lagging strand elongation; DNA recombination
Cellular component (GO): nucleus; mitochondrion
Molecular function (GO): DNA ligase (ATP) activity; ATP binding; DNA binding
Source: RefSeq, a predicted model, not a curated record